AACAUUUGACAUUGUCGUUGGUGCCGGUAAUUUCAGUAGACAACCGAAACUCUUGCGAUUUUUGGAGUUGUUGUUGCAGAUCAGAAAUCCUCCGCAUUUCCUCACCACACCAGACCUCGUCAAUCCCAUCUCCUCACUCUUUCUCUCUCUAAACCACUACAACAACACCAUUUCCGAAUUCAUUCUCUCUCCAUCUCCGCGGAAUGAGCAUGAUUAAGAAGAAAGCGCACAGAGACGAGCUGAUCGGCCUCCAGAUUCUACACGGCCUCGUAUUCCGCCACCACAGCCGCCGCCGCCUCCACCGCCUCCUCCCUCUCUUCUCCGCCGUCUCCGGCUGUCUGCUCCUCCUCUUCGCCGUCGUCCUCUUCCUCUCGCCUCCCGUCUCCGACCAAACCGCCCACCGCCGCCUCACUCUCAGUACAUCGUUCAAAAACAAAGCCGGAAUCCACAUUAAUGCCGAGAGAGAAAACGUUUUCCGCGUUCCGAGGAGUGGCGGAAUCAUAGAUGACCGCGUGGUGUGGACUUCAAAUCAGUCUAAUUUCUUUUUCGGAUGCAGCAAUGCAAGCGAGAAAUUUCGACCUGCAGAGAUGAGCACUGAACCCCGCAGAUAUCUGUUGAUCGCAACUAGCGGAGGCUUAAAUCAGCAGAGAACAGGGAUAGUAGAUGCUGUUGUAUCAGCCUACAUCUUGAACGCGACCCUCGUUGUUCCUAAGCUGGACCAGAAAUCAUUCUGGAAAGAUGCAAGCAACUUCUCCGAGAUCUUCAAUGUCGAGUGGUUCAUCAAGUACCUGGCGAGAGACGUUAGAAUCGUGCCACAGCUGCCAGAAACUGCAGGGAAGGUGAUAACCACUCGUGCUCCGAGGAAGUGCAACAAGAAAUGCUAUGAGACGCGAAUCCUCCCCAUCUAUCACAGGAAGCGCGUAUGUGCUUGCUUGUUUCUUCACUUCACUUCACUUGAUUGUGUUAACGCUGAAUGUUUUCUUGUGUUUGGCUUACAUCAGGUGCAGGCAGUGCAGCUCACAAAGUUUGAUUACAGGCUCUCAAACCGGCUAGACAUGGAUCUGCAGAAGCUAAGAUGCCGCGUUAACUACCAUGCCUUGAGAUUCACUGCCCCCAUUCUUGACAUGGGUGUGAAGCUCUCUCAAAGGAUGAGAAUGAAGAUGAAAACCAACCAUUAUGUUGCCUUGCAUUUGAGAUUUGAACCUGAUAUGCUAGCUUUCUCCGGGUGCUACUAUGGGGGCGGAGUGAAGGAGAUGAAGGAGCUAGGCGCAAUACGAAAGAGGUGGAAAACACUACAUACAAAGAAUCCUGAGAAGGAGAGGAGGCAUGGGAAAUGCCCUCUAACUCCUGAGGAAGUCGGGCUGAUGCUGAGGGCGCUGGGCUAUGGCAACGAUGUUCACAUAUACGUAGCAUCAGGAGAGGUAUACGGAGGCGAAGAGACACUCGCCCCUCUCAAAGCCCUCUUCCCCAACAUCCACACCAAAGAGACUCUUGCUACCAAGGAGGAGCUCGCUCAGUUCCAGCCCUAUUCCUCGCGAAUGGCUGCAUUGGACUUCGUUGUCUGUGACGAGAGCGAUGUUUUUGUCGCCAACAACAAUGGGAACAUGGCAAAGAUACUUGCUGGGAAGAGGAGAUAUUCUGGUCACAAGCCAACAAUAAGGCCUAAUGCGAAGAAGCUCUACCGGCUGUUCAAUGAUCGACACAACAUGACAUGGCACGACUUCGCCUCGCAGAUUCGGGCGUUCCAAGUUGGAUUCAUGGGAGAGCCUAAUGAGGUGAAGCCAGGGCGGGGCGAGUUCCACGAGCACCCUUUGCCCUGCAUAUGUCAGAGGCGCGGGCCAAGAAACGAGGAGGAUGGAAGCAAUGAAGCGAAUGAUGAAGACGAGGAGCAAGAUCUGUCUGAAACAGAAUACGCAGAGGAAGAUAGAGUGGUGCCUAGCAGUAACAGAAGAGAUUCUUCUGUGUUGAGAAGUGAUCGGCAGCCAGAAUUAGAUGAUAUGCUGUCGGAUUAGAUGGUGUAGUGUAGAUAUAUAUGUAUACAUAGAUAGCAUUUGGAUCAACAACAAAUUUUGGCCUCGAUUCGACACAGUGGAAUAAAGCAUGCAUCAACAACGUUGUACAUAGAUCAUUUUUUGGGAAAGAAUGAAGAGAUUUCUUUUUCUCUUA
Molecule: messenger RNA, 2166 nt
Organism: Salvia miltiorrhiza (redroot sage)
Lineage: Eukaryota; Viridiplantae; Streptophyta; Magnoliopsida; Lamiales; Lamiaceae
Product: O-fucosyltransferase 6
Exons: 8
Coding region: 204-2012 (602 amino acids)
Source: RefSeq, a predicted model, not a curated record